AUAACCUAGGGGCAUGAAGUAAGGCCUUUACCUCCAUUAACUUGUAAACCAUUUCGCUCGAACGAACUAGAAAAGUGUAAACCCUAAACGAGUACGGUAAAACCCUACCUCACUUCCACUUUCCCUCUUUGCUACUUCAUCAGCAAUGUCGUCUAUGAUGCAACCUCAGAUCAUAUUGCUGAAGGAAGGGACGGACACGUCCCAAGGGAAGGCACAGUUAGUGAGCAAUAUAAAUGCGUGUAUGGCUGUGGCUGAUGUGGUGCGUACCACCCUUGGUCCUAGGGGUAUGGACAAGCUGAUCCACGAUGACAAAGGAACCACAACUAUUUCUAAUGAUGGUGCCACUAUAAUGAAGCUUCUAGACAUAAUUCAUCCUGCAGCAAAAAUACUUGUUGACAUCGCCAAGUCCCAAGACUCCGAGGUUGGGGAUGGAACCACCACAGUUGUACUGCUUGCAGGAGAAUUUUUGAAGGAAGCCAAACCUUUUAUUGAAGAGGGUGUCCACCCUCAAAAUCUUAUUCGUAGUUAUCGAACCGCUUCUAAUAUGGCAAUUGAGAAGGUAAAAGAAUUGGCUGUUAGCAUAGAGGGAAAAAGCUUGGAAGAAAAGAAAAGUCUGCUUGCUAAGUGUGCUGCUACGACUCUGUCGUCAAAGCUCAUUGGAGGGGAGAAGGAAUUCUUUGCAUCCAUGGUUGUGGAUGCCGUUCUUGCAAUUGGAAAUGAUGAUAGGCUGAACAUGAUUGGAAUUAAGAAGGUCCCUGGAGGUAAUAUGCGGGAUUCCUUCCUCGUAAAUGGUGUUGCCUUUAAGAAGACAUUCUCCUAUGCUGGUUUUGAACAGCAGCCAAAGAAGUUUGUGAGCCCCAAGAUACUUUUACUGAACAUAGAGUUGGAGCUAAAAUCAGAAAAAGAAAAUGCAGAGAUAAGGCUCUCAGAUCCAGCGCAAUAUCAGUCAAUUGUUGAUGCAGAGUGGAAUAUCAUUUAUGACAAGUUGGAUAAAUGUGUAAAGAGUGGGGCCAAGGUUGUUUUGUCUCGACUUGCUAUUGGGGAUCUUGGCACACAGUACUUUGCAGAUCGAGAUAUAUUUUGUGCUGGCCGUGUCGCUGAAGAGGAUUUGCAGCGGGUAGCGGCUGCCACUGGGGGAACAGUACAGACAACUGUGAACAAUGUUAUUGAAGAGGUUCUCGGCUCUUGUGAGAUUUUUGAGGAGAAGCAAGUUGGAAAUGAAAGAUUCAAUAUAUUCAGUGGAUGUCCCUCGGGCAAGACCGCCACUAUUGUCCUUCGCGGUGGAGCAGAUCAGUUCAUCGAGGAAGCUGAGAGAAGUUUACAUGAUGCUAUUAUGAUUGUUAGAAGGGCUGUGAAGAACUCUACAGUCGUUCCUGGAGGUGGUGCUAUAGAUAUGGAAAUAAGCCGUUUCUUGAGGCACCAUGCUCGAACAAUUCAAGGGAAAUCUCAGCUCUUUAUAAACUCUUAUGCAAAAGCUCUUGAGAUUAUUCCCCGUCAGCUAUGUGACAAUGCUGGUUUUGAUGCAACUGAUGUGCUGAACAAGCUCAGACAAAAACACGCUCUUCCUUCUGGUGAGGGUGCACCUUAUGGAGUUGACAUUAAUACUGGUGGCAUUGCCGAUUCAUUUGCCAAUUUUGUUUGGGAGCCAGCAGUUGUGAAGAUAAAUGCUAUCAAUGCAGCCACUGAAGCAGCGUGCCUCAUUCUGAGUGUAGAUGAGACUGUGAAGAAUCCUAAGGUAAUUUUGACUUUGUGAAACCAUUGUCUCCCCAAUUUGUCUAGCACUGGACAUAAUAGAGUAAUAGACGGUGCAUAUU
Lycium ferocissimum is the source of this 1814-nucleotide messenger RNA. Its product is annotated as T-complex protein 1 subunit eta. Gene Ontology annotation, cellular component: chaperonin-containing T-complex. The transcript has 13 exons. The record is from RefSeq and is a predicted model, not a curated record. Bases 146 to 1753 code for a protein of 535 amino acids. Gene Ontology annotation, molecular function: ATP hydrolysis activity; ATP binding; ATP-dependent protein folding chaperone. Gene Ontology annotation, biological process: protein folding. NCBI's taxonomy places the organism in Eukaryota, Viridiplantae, Streptophyta, Magnoliopsida, Solanales, Solanaceae.